AUGAGUUUGCCAUCGCAAACACAGCACUCACAAGUCGGCAAAACACACGAGACGUUUUGUAUUCGAUUCUGUGAGCAAGUGGAAAGGAACUGCAAUCAGAAUGCAACACCGUCCAGUCCUCAAUAUACAGGAAAGAUCAAUAAAAUUUUCACUCAAAUGGCUGACGAAACGCGUUGGAAGAAAUUUGGUAACUUUCUGAAAAAGAAAAGUGAAUUGGAUGAAGGUGAUCUGUUGGCCAGAUUUACCACCAGUUGGUUUAAUUCACUCCAAAACAUUACUCAUGGCUGCGAACUUCACCGACUUCGGAUGUUUUUGUUCGUUUUUGAUCUGAUGAAUGGUGACACAUUGAAAGGAAAGUCGUUGAUUACACUUACCGCAACAUUGAUUACACAGGUAACAUACGGUCGUUUAUUAUUCAGUUUCGUAUAUUCCGAUUUUGAAUUCCUUUGCAUUCAUAUAACUGAAAAUUUCUAUGCGCCAUUCAUCCCAUGGACUGGUAUUGCAAGUGAUAUAAUAAAGCACUUAACUGAAAUGAAUUCAUCAAUUUUUGUGGUGAAUGAGAAAUCUUUGAAUGGUUAUAAAUAUGUCGAUGAAUUUCUUCUAAAAUUAUUGGAUAAUGUGCUUGUGACUGGAUCUUUCAAUAGUCUCACCUCACUGAUCGGUAGUUGCUCUCUGCAAACAACCCUGUAUGAAUACACCGAAAGUUUAUUCAAUAAAGAACUGAGUGCUCAGAUUGCAACGAAAUUGAUCGCAUUACUUGUAUGGAUACCAGAUGAAUUGCGCGAAAAGGUACUGGGACACUUAAUUUCGCAUCUGAAUGAAUCAGAGGAUUUAUUCGAUCUAUCGAAUCAACUCAAUGAAGUGUUCAUUUCAAACGCUGGUAUCGCUCGUCUGGCUUUUAAUUUAUUGAAGAAAGAUCGUCAUUUGGUAACGUCUCGUAUGUUUCCUUUGAUAUGUCAGCUAUUACUAUGUAAUAUUCCACGUUUACAUCAGUCAGCAUUAAUCGAGCUGAAACAAUCAAUUGGAAAAUUAUGGAAACAUUGUGAUAAGAUAAAUGAUAGUGCAUGGAUGAGAAGCGUUACUGGUGAAUGCGAUAUUGAGUUGUUGAUGAAUAAUUUUGAUAAACUCAUAACGAUCAUUUCAACUCAGCAAAAAUGGCUCAGUAUUGUUGAGCAACCACUUCAUGAGGUUGCGUUCAUGUUGAUCGAUGACAAAUCGAAGUCGCAGUUGAGGAUUGCGAAUGGAAGAAAUAAUUUUAAAACGAGACGAGACGAAAUGGCCGAUCUCAGUCUCGAAUUAUCGAGACGAUACGAGAGUCUCCUCUCGUCUCGAAUACCGAUAAGGAUCGAGGGCAAUGCACCUGUUUUGAUGAUGGGUAAACGUUUAUUAUUGACUAUAGCCGCAACAAAACCAAUUGAAAUCGCGAAUCUGCUUGAUAAAAUAUUUCAAAAACUUUCUGUGUCAACCAAUCAUAACUCAUCUCUUAUUCUCAUCGAUGUGAUAUUAAAUAUUGUAAUGGAACAUACUAUACAUUUAUUGAACUCAUGGAAGAGUUUGCGUCGUAUGGUUGAUGCCGUGUGUUGCUUCAGUGAGGAGAAUGGAGUAUUGUUAGUUCGUGCACUGUUACCGGUGAUCAUCCAGCGCGAGCAGCUCGUUCAGUUGAUUGUAUCGCGAAUGCGUCGCUAUGUUCUCUGCGAAACAACCUCAUCUACAGCUCUACCAAUACUUUUACUUCUGUUGAGGUCAUCCACUAUCCGAUCAGCAAUCAGAAAUGAUCAGUUCACACAAUCAUUUGCUACAUUCUCUACACAGGCAUUGCAAACAAUGGGAAUUAACACAACGAAAGGAAAUAGUGAUGUUGCAAUAGAGAUUAUAUCAAUCCUGAAACGAGCCCUAUCACAGCCAGCCUCCACUAGAUCACAACUUUAUAAAGGAAUAAUCGAAGCGUCCUAUGCAAAUGAGAAUCUGGUUGACGGUGCUCUUGAUUUGCUGCUAACUCAUCUUUCAACAACGCCUCCCAUCUCUCGCGAUAAUUAUGUUGAAUCGAAUAAAGUAUCAACUGUUCUGUUAGAGCCUUUACCUCAACUUAUUCAGGCAGUAAGUGUGUUAGUUCGUUUGUCGAUUCAUAGUCUUCGCAAUACAUCAACGCAAGUUGUAAGCUCGAAAGACGCUCAAGUGGUUGCGGCUAAUUCCGAGUUGGAUAAAUUCAUCGAAUUUGCUCGCGACCGAGAUGUUCACGAUUUAGAGGUUGAUAAAUUGUCUGACUUCUCAACGUCGGUCACUGGACGUGCAAAUGUUUUGUUCUCAACUAUGCUCAUUGCCUUAUAUGAUGCGUUGAUAGAACAUUUAUGGCAUGUUGGAAAUGUUCUUUUACAGUAA
Anisakis simplex (herring worm) is the source of this 2379-nucleotide messenger RNA. The record is from the annotation of a GenBank genome assembly. Lineage: Eukaryota; Metazoa; Nematoda; Chromadorea; Rhabditida; Anisakidae.